AUGAGCAAACGCGGCGCAAAAAAAUCAACUCGUACAUCCGUUGCAAGACAGACCUCUACCGACUCGCUGCGGGACCAGAACGGGGAUGCAAACGCAACGGGCACCAUGAACGGAAUCGUUGAGCACAGGCGGAAACAUGCCACGCUGGACAGUCCCGAGGGCCAGGCGGCAUCUCUGAUGAGCAGAUCGAGCUUCAACUUGGACGAUCCAGUACCGGCGCUGGGAACCAGCAAUGAUGAAGAGGAGUCUGGCAAGGGAUUCUCCGAGUUGUCGAAGAAGGAUCAGCGGAAUUUCCUGCUGCUAGUAUUGCUGUAUUUCCUGCAAGGAAUCCCAAUGGGCCUGGCGACUGGAUCUGUGCCCUUCCUGCUCAAGAGAGAUGUUUCCUAUGGUGCUAUCGGGGUGUUCUCACUAGCAGCAUAUCCUUACUCGUUAAAACUACUAUGGAGUCCUAUCGUGGACGCUGUGUGGACACCUAGACUCGGCCGUCGCAAGAGUUGGAUCUUGCCUAUUCAGACAGUCUCGGGAUUUUCGAUGCUGUGGCUGGCAUCGAAUGUCAAGGGGAUGAUGGAGGCCGUUGGACAAGAGGGAGGCGAUAUUUGGGGCUUCACUUCAUGGUGGUUUGCGCUGGUCUUCCUCUGUGCGACACAGGACAUUGCGGUUGAUGGUUGGGCAUUGACUCUUCUCUCGCAAGAGAACCUUGCUUUCGCAUCGACGGCGCAAACGGUCGGAUUGACGGCGGGACAGUUCCUAUCGUACACAGUGUUCCUGGCCUUUGAAGCCCCGGACUUCUCGAACAAGUGGUUUAGGCCCGCAGAUGCACCAUUGGAUGUCGGUCUAAUGACACUAGACGGAUACCUUAGAUUCUGGGGCUGGGCCUAUCUGAUCGUAACGUUUGGUCUCGCGAUCUUCAAGCGGGAAGAGCGCACGAAGAACACCGACGGCAUCAUGGAAGUGUAUCAGACCAUGUGGGGCAUUCUGAAGCUCAAGAACAUUCAGACCUUCAUCGUCAUCCAUCUGAUCGCGAAGAUUGGUUUCCAGGCCAAUGACGCCGUCACCAGCUUGAAGUUGCUUGACAAGGGAUUCAGUCAGGAGGAUCUUGCGCUGACGAUUCUCAUCGACUUUCCCAUCGAAAUCUUCCUCGGAUACUAUAUUGGCAAAUGGUGUCAAACAUACCCACCGAUGCACAUCUGGUGUUGGGCAUUUGUGGGCAGACUAGGCGCCGCGGGGUUCGCGCAAGCCGUCGUGUCAGUGUUCCCGGCAGGAGGCACGACGACAUGGUAUUUGCUACUGGUCAUCUGUGAGCACGUUUUGUCCACAUUCAUGAACACGGUCAUGUUUGUGGCGGUUUCGGCGUUCCAUGCAAAGAUCUCCGACCCAGUCAUCGGCGGGACGUACAUGACUCUCCUGGCGACCGUCUCGAAUCUAGGCGGUACAUUCCCGCGCUAUUUCGUGCUGCAGUUUGUGGAUUACUUCACCGUGGCAACAUGUCAGCCGCCAGUGACGGCUCCGGCUGCCGACAAGCUCAAGGGCGAUCUCAUCACGAAAGCCUUCUCGUGUUCACUCUCUGCCGACAAACACCGAUGUGAGGCGGGCGGCGGGUCUUGCAUCGUGACGACGGAUGGAUACUACAUCAUGAACAUUGUGUGCAUCAUCUUCGGCAUUGUUACAUUCUGGGGCUUCAUCAAGCCCGCGGUGAUGAGGAUCCAAGCAUUACCACUGCGAGCGUGGCGGAUCUCGGAGUAG
Messenger RNA from Aaosphaeria arxii CBS 175.79, 1743 nucleotides. RefSeq lists its product as uncharacterized. Gene Ontology annotation, molecular function: acetyl-CoA transmembrane transporter activity. The record is from RefSeq and is a predicted model, not a curated record. The coding region runs from base 1 to 1743 and encodes 580 amino acids. Lineage: Eukaryota; Fungi; Ascomycota; Dothideomycetes; Pleosporales. The transcript has 3 exons. Gene Ontology annotation, cellular component: membrane.